AUGUUUGGACGCUUAGAAAUCUCCCUCUUCCGCCCCUCGAAGAGCCCAUGUCCCUUCGGAGGGAGGAUACAGUCUCGUUUUGCAUCAGCGCACAUUUGUGGGCCUUGCCAACAGUGGGUGGGCAGAACUUUCCAUGAUUUGCUCGGAGUCUCAGCUCUGUUUCCAUCUCACGAGUUCGUCGUCAAGGGUUUAGAUCAUGUUGGCGAAGGAGGGUUUGAUGUGGGUCUUCAAUCAGAAAGAGAAGAUUUGGAGGAUGUCUUGUCUGCUCAGAACGAGUGGCACAUGUUGCGACUUGAACCCGAUUCUCGCCAUCCGCCACCAACUUGCAAAUCGCGGCCUCCUCUUCCGUCUCGUUUUGAGUCGACCUCCUCGACGCGGUUGCUUCGAAAUGACUCGUCGUCAACCGCCCACGACCAUCAGCGCAACCAACUCGGCGUCAUGUCGAGCCUAAAUGGUGCGCCCGUCGGUCGAGUUCCGUCGUUGGCCUCCGGGGGUCGCCAGGCCCGUGAUCUCUUUUCUUCAGCCCUUCAAGCGGAUCGCGCCGGGAGCGCGGAUCUGUCUGCUUUGCGGCAAGCAGAGAAGCAAAAACCUGCGCUACGACGUUGUCUGCGUCUGCCACAGCAUGAGCGUCUGCCAGGCCUGCAUCGCCGACAAUCUUCCGACGCCGCCGACCUGCUGCUCGUCUUGGCCGGAACAACCAUGGCACCGUGUCGCCAGGACGCACAGAGUUCCCAGGUUCGAGUCCCGUCGGGGUGCUGA
This is a messenger RNA of Protopolystoma xenopodis, 759 nucleotides long. The record is from the annotation of a GenBank genome assembly. NCBI's taxonomy places the organism in Eukaryota, Metazoa, Platyhelminthes, Monogenea, Polystomatidea, Polystomatidae.